Aegilops tauschii subsp. strangulata is the source of this 699-nucleotide messenger RNA. Its product is annotated as ethylene-responsive transcription factor ERF084-like. The record is from RefSeq and is a predicted model, not a curated record. Lineage: Eukaryota; Viridiplantae; Streptophyta; Magnoliopsida; Poales; Poaceae. Gene Ontology annotation, molecular function: DNA-binding transcription factor activity; DNA binding. Gene Ontology annotation, biological process: regulation of DNA-templated transcription.
AUGGUGCUCGGCCGUGGCGGAGCUUCCAGCCCAAAGGUCUCGCCCCGCCGUAGAUCCAGACCCCCAUCACUGAUUCCACCCCGCCUAGGUCGCCGCCUGCCGCCGCGCUGCCCCAUCGCGUUCGCCUCCGCUCCGGCCGCCCCGACCCCGCCCGCCUCCUCUCCGGCCGCCUCCGCCUCCGGUCCAUCCUCCGCCCGGCCCCGCUCCGUCCGCCUCCUCUCCGGUCCGUCCGCCACCCUACUCCGUCCGCUUCCGCGCCCCGCGCCGCACGCCGCCGCCCCGCUCCGUCCACCUCCGCCCCGUGCCGCACGUCGCCGCCCCGCUCCCCGCUCGGCCGCCGCCCGCUCCCCGAUGGCGCCGAAGAAGACGCCGAAGGGAAAGUCCGGUUUCUUCGGCAUGAGGGCGAAGCCCUCCGGGAACUUCAGACUGGAGGUCUCCGAUGUCGGGCAGCGUUGGUGGCUCGGCACGUAUCCCACCGCCGAUGAGGCCGCUCGUGCCUAUGACAUGGCGGUGUGGCGUGCCGGACGGCCGAAGACGGACCUAAACUUCCUGGAGGCCGAGUCCCAGGCGGUGGUGGAGUGGCUCGUGCCGCAGGGCAUCCGGAUGGAGGAGAUGCCGGCUAAGAAGGCGAAGAAGAAACCGGCGGUUGUUGUCGCUCCCGGCGAGAGCGACGAGGCGGCGAUGGCUUGGUUUGCGUGA